GCACUUUAUAACCUGCGCUCUUCCGCCUCCAAGCACAAUAACAAAUCCUCAUUCAUCCAUCGCAUGUCUUCCGACUCUCUCUCCACCGGGCGAGUUGCUGUCGCUGAGGCUGCGGCCGAGGUUGCGGCCGGAAGCGGCGAGAGCCUCGACGUGGCCGAGGAAGCGACUGAUAUACAGAUUCCAGAGCAGGACGGGCUGCUAGAGCCGAUCCCGACUGCUUCCGAUCCCGUCGAGACCCCACAAGCCAGCAGCACCGCCCCUAACGAGACUCCUGCUGACUCUGCUGCGAGUCCCGAGCCGGCAUCCUCCCCGACGACUGACAAGCCAGAGCCAGUCUCGGAGCUGUCUGAAUCAUUCGCCUGCACCGGCCUCGACUCGGCAGAUCAGACUGAACAACCGGCAUCACCACCGCCUGCGCACGCGCCUCGAGCUUCCGCCAGAGACGAAGCGAUCCGAGCCGAGCUCGAAUCGAGCGUUUUCAAAAUCAAGACCAUCACAUGGUAUGAUCCAUACGGCCAGACCCGCGAGUCGCCAAUUAUUCUGCAAAACAAGAAUGGACCGUGUCCGCUAAUUGCGCUGGUCAACACGCUUAUUCUGUCUACUCCGCCAGACGUGAAGACCCCGAUCUCAAACAUAUCGGCCUCACGCACCGAGAUUAGUGCAAAGUACUUGAUCGACCUUCUUGCCGACGUGCUCUUAUCUUCUGAAAACACCGAACACACAGACGUGAACAACGUGCUCUCGCUCCUGCCCAGCCUACACACCGGGUUGAACAUAAACCCUAGAUUUGACGGAUCGUUCGAGUCCUCUGAAGAACUAGCUCUCUUUCGCGCAUUCGACGUCGACCUUGUCCACGGAUGGGUGUCUGAUCCCGCAAACAAAUAUGUAGACUCGGCGGUUACAAAAGCCGGGUCGUAUGAGGGCGCUCAAGGCUAUCUAGUCCAAGCCUCAGAGUUCACAUCCAAGCUUGACGACGGGAUCUCACUCACAGACGAAGAGAUGGCGCUCAUGGAAACCGCCAGAUUAAUAGACCUCUUCCUGUCCCAGACGGCUACCCAGCUUACCUCAUUCGGCCUCAAAUUUCUCUCCGAGCUGCUCUCGCCCGGAAGCCUUGCAGUCUUAUUCCGCAACGACCAUUUCUCAACAGUAUACAAGCACCCAGAUUCAAAGCAGCUCUUCAUGCUCGUCACCGACUCUGGCUUCAGCCACAUCAAAAACAUCGUCUGGGAAUCUCUCAACGACGUCUCCGGAUCUAGCAGCUAUUUCUUCAACGGCGUCUUUGUCCCUAGCGAGUUUGGCGAAGACAAGCCAAAACCUACCGACCCACCUCCGCCACCGGCGUCAAAACAGGUCCAGUUCUCGACGCCGGUGGACUCGACCGAUCUCGACCUUGCUCUGGCAAUGGAGCUCCAACAGCAAGAAGACGAGCAGGUGGCCCGCGAGCAGCAAUUGAUCGAGGACCGCGCGGCAUCAAGAGGGACACGCAGUCGCCAAGGGUCUUCUGCUGCCGCAGGACAACCUCCAGCCGGAUCUCGUCCCCAUCCCGGCACUCGUGGAUCGCAUGGCAACGCUCGUCCGCGUGGCCCGAAUAACUCCUCAGGAAACACGCCGUCGUCGACGUCAACGUCGUCCGCUGGAACGAAUGCGGCUCUUUCAAAGAAAUCUAAACGCGCGGCAGGCGGGAAAGCAUCGGGGGAGAAGGACAAGUGCUGCAUCAUGUAGACGAGCGUUUUGAAAGAGCUGUAUACUCCACAGCGAUACAGUGUCUAAAAGAUUUUUGCUUUAUUUUUUGCAUAGGGUGGUGGCGUGCUUUAAUGUGAUUCCAGGUUGGCGCGUUUCGAUUUAGAUUCUAUAUUUGUGUAUCGUCAAAGGACUAUCCAGGCCUUUACUUUUGAUUACGUGUAGAAGACA
Myxozyma melibiosi is the source of this 1911-nucleotide messenger RNA. RefSeq lists its product as uncharacterized. Gene Ontology annotation, cellular component: cell periphery; cytosol. Lineage: Eukaryota; Fungi; Ascomycota; Lipomycetes; Lipomycetales; Lipomycetaceae. Gene Ontology annotation, molecular function: K48-linked deubiquitinase activity; cysteine-type carboxypeptidase activity; cysteine-type deubiquitinase activity. The transcript has 3 exons. The coding region runs from base 64 to 1722 and encodes 552 amino acids. The record is from RefSeq and is a predicted model, not a curated record. Gene Ontology annotation, biological process: protein K48-linked deubiquitination.